AUGUUUUCCAUUGACUGGAUAUACACUACUGCUCGCCUGGAACCAAUAAAUUACGUUCGAAAGCCACAGGUUCUGCUGCGCUUGAUUACUGUGAUAUUAGCGAUUGUCAACAUCGCAGUUGUGCAUAAUGACUGUUACAUUUAUGGAAAAUGCUUGUUUAAUGAAGACCAGGCAUCUUGUGGUUAUAGCUUGUUCCUUUCCUCGUUAACGUUCAUUGCCUGCUCUGCCUAUCUCUGGUUGGAUUUGAUAGUGGACAAUGUAUCGAACAUUGAUAUACGUUUGCGAGUCGCUAAAUUUGACAUGUUGUUGUCAGGUAUUUGGUUCUUCCUAUGGCUGAUUGCAUUCUGCUUACUCUGCAACCGCUGGCAAAAUACAGAACAAGAUUUUCUCACCCACAAUGAUGCUUCACCCGUUGGACCGCGGACUGUUAUUGCAUUCACUUUUUUCAGUAUGGUUGUAUUAGUAAUUCUGGGAUUUUUCACAUACAAAUCUUAUAAAUCAACUGAAAUCCAGUGUUCUAAUCUUGCCUACGGAGAGCCAGACAAUUCGGGUAGUUAUCGCGGUUUUGCCAAUGAUGCAGAUAUGCUCAACCCAUCAGGACCAGGACUUGCAGACCCGGAUACUCCUGUCAGUCAUUCAAAUUUUAAUUACCGAGCAGGACUAACUGAUGUUUAUCCUGGGCACUCAUUGGGUGGUUAUCAACCUUAA
Messenger RNA from Schistosoma turkestanicum, 708 nucleotides. The record is from the annotation of a GenBank genome assembly. Lineage: Eukaryota; Metazoa; Platyhelminthes; Trematoda; Strigeidida; Schistosomatidae.